CAAGUUUUCAUAAUCGUUUCUUCACGCAGAUCUAUCAAACCAGCAUCGAUUUCAUCUCUGCAUUUUCAGAUUCCAUUAACUUCUCGAAGUUAAGGAACUCACAGAUCUGAAAUAAUGGCGCGGCGACUUUCACUGCCCGCGUUUUCUGUAUUCCUGAUCUUGUUCUCUCUGCUCAACGAUUCUGUUCUCUGUAAAACACUUAAACGAGAUGUUAAAGCAUUGAAUGAGAUCGAGGCUUCUCUUGGCUGGAGAGUGGUGUAUUCAUGGGUUGGAGAUGAUCCGUGUAGCGAUGGUGAUCUUCCUGCUUGGUCCGGUGUCACUUGUUCUACUCAAGGGGAUUACUGAGUGGUUACUAAAUUGGAAGUUUAUGCGGUUUCUAUCGUCGGACCGUUUCCCACUGCUGUUACUAAUCUCUUGGAUCUCACUAGGCUAAUAAUAGUGUAAUGUUUCUCCAAAUAAAUCCCUAUCCCACCCACCCUCCUCUACGCCAUCAUCACUGUGAGCUUUCAAUAUCCCCGCCGAGAAGAAACCUCAUUACAGAGCUUUCUUUUCCAACCCCUAUGGAUCAUUGGGUGACAACAGAUGAGGACAUUGACAGACAACAACGAGCCAGUAGAACACAAACAUACUUGUUUCCCCUGAAAUCCCAAUCUUUCAGAGAGAAAACAACGGCGGGCUGGUUGGGAAGGCAAUUUUUGCAGCAAAUGAGUCGAGGGAAUGAAUUUUCCGACGACGAAAUAGAGCGUGUAACCGCCGUAGCCGCCGCCGCCUACGCAAUUCAUUCCAUUCAGAAUUCAGAAAUUGCGAGACGCAAAAAGAAUGCCGAUUAUCCUGAAACGUCGUCGUUCCCAAAGUUUACACACCUCAAGGAAGACAAUCGCCCCCCCACUCCUCGUCCGGCGCCGGAACCUGCUAAGCUUUCCCGGCGGUUAAUAGAUAAAGAUCUUCUGAAAGAUCCUGAAGAAAGCCCAGUAAGGAAUGUGUCAGUGACCCACGAACAACCAAAACAGAAACCAACGGAAAAGACAACCGAUCCCGGUAACCGUCCAUACUUCAAAGAGACAGCUUUUUCCGGCAACAAACCAGACAUCUCCGGCAGCCGAAGAACAGAACCAGAGAAACCAUCAAACAUCUCCGGCAGCCGAAGAACAGAACCAGAGAAACCAGCAGGCAUCUCCGGCAGCCGAAGAACAGAACCAGAGAAAUCAGCAGACAUCUCCGGCCGGCGAAGAACAGAACCAGAGAAACCAGCGGUAGUCCCAAGACCUCCAACUCCAAUUAAUCGGCCGACCGACCCACAAAAACCACUCCCAACCCAAACCAGACCUUAUGAUUCAAGAGAAACAAAAGCAGAUCAGUGGGAAAAGGCUGAGAUGGCUAAAAUCAACGAGAGAUUCCAUAAAGUGAACGAGACAGUAUCUUACUGGGAAAGAAAGAAGAGGGACAAAGCCAUGAGGAAAUACGAAGAAUCACAGGCUGCGGGCGUGAAGAGGUCGAAGAGGGAAAAAGGAAGAAAGAAAUUCGAGGAAGACAUGGAUUUCAUAAAGCAAAUUGCAGAAGAAGCAAGAGCCAAAGCCGAUCAAAAGCGAAGAAAUGAUAUUCUUAAAGCUAAUCAAAAAGCAGAUAUUAUCAGACAAACAGGGGACCUCCCUGUUUCUUGUUCCUGCUGCUGAACACUAACGAAUUCCAUUAUCAAACUUCGUAAUCACUUUGUUGACCAUCAAACUGUAAUGAUUUCACUUUUUUUUUUUUUCUUCUUUUUGUGUGCACAUUACUGAAUGACUGCUCUGUGAACAAAAAUAACCAGUAAUUCGUGUUGCUUUCAAAUGGGUUCUCUGUUUUACUCUGUUUUCA
Cucurbita pepo subsp. pepo (vegetable marrow) is the source of this 1854-nucleotide messenger RNA. RefSeq names its product Remorin family protein. The record is from RefSeq and is a predicted model, not a curated record. NCBI's taxonomy places the organism in Eukaryota, Viridiplantae, Streptophyta, Magnoliopsida, Cucurbitales, Cucurbitaceae.